AUGGGGGAUCAUGAUCUGGAUCUCAAGGACACAAGUCACAUCCCCGUGGAGCCGGCGCCGCUUCGGCCAAGACGGAGACAAGGCAAAGAUGUAGAGCGCCACGCCUGCAAUAUCUGCCGGGAGCGCAAAGUUCGCUGUGACAGGGCUUUCCCCAAAUGUGGCCGCUGUAUACGCCUUCGAGAGGACUGCAGCUACGAUAGCUGGACUCCUGGUACCGCUCUAAGCCAAUCCGCCAUGGCUCGUCAGUUGGCCGAGCUACAGCAAAGACUUGCCAAGGCUGAAGCGCUGCUUGCUGCGGCCGCGGUCGGUCCAGGUGCUCAAGCAAGUACCGAGGCAGCUCCAGUCGACCCUUUUCGGCCUGACCUUCUGGGCUCGCAGCCUGUCCUACGUGUCGGAGAUCCAGUCGCCCACGAUCCUCUAACUCAGCCAUUUGGAGGCUUUGGGGAUAUCUCCACCGAUAUGGGGCUGGAUAUGGACUCGUUUGUCGACUUUGAUAGCGCUCUGAACUUCGCCGGCGCUGAUCUUGGUACCCUAAAUCCUGAGAUAUUUGUAUCCCACGCAGGGCUCGAUGCAUUUGCAAAAGAGAAUGGUGUUCAGAGAGAGGUGCCAUCCCCUUUACCACCAAGUACUCAUAGCAGUAAUGCGAACCCCCUCUCUCCAGAAGAACUUAGUCGGCUUUAUGAUAUCUAUUUCGACACUCUGCACCCGUCUCUGCCCUUUCUCAGCCGUCGACGGUUUUCCGCUGCGCUGCUGGCCUCCCCCUCAUCAUACGCCCUACAUAGCUUGAGCUACGCAGUCGCACUGCUAGGCACGACCAUGUCCGCACAUCACAGAAGCUCACAGAAGAGCUGCUACCAGCUCGCACGGAGAUACUUUGACCUGUGCGAACAGGACGAACAGAGUGGCGACUUGGCUAGUAUCGAUUCCUUCCAGGCGUUGAUCCUCAUCGUCAGAUACGAGAUCAUGGGGCAGCGGCUAGAGCGGGCCUGGAUCACGAUAGGCAGAGCUAUCAGGCUGGCCAAGAUGCUGGAUCUUCAUCAGAUUGAUGGAGACCCCUCCGAAGUAUCCGAGUUGGACCUGCAGCUAGCACUUCCACCGACGAGCGAUCCAGCACUGUUGGAAGAAAGGCGGCGGUCCUUCUGGACCCUGUACGUCUUGGAGAGCUAUGUCAGUACCCGUACUGGGAUGCAGUGUCAUCUGGGUGAACCGAGCACUUUCUCAGUCAGACUGACAUCGUCUGGUCAUAUCGACUCAUUAAGAGAUGAUAGACCAAUGCCCUUCUUUGACGAUGUCAUCCGCAGUCCGGAUACUUUGAGCGUAACGUCAUUCGCCGGCUGCAUUUUCAUGAUAGAGCUUGCGUUGAGAUGCUUCGAGCACUCCCGGAACAAGGGCAAGGGCACUGCCCAGAUGGGCUUCUGGGAUCGUCAGUAUGCUCUGGUCAAGGAUGUAGCCGAGCGAACCAAGCUCCUUGCCAGGUACUUUGACCUCUCCGCCAUAGAGACGGAUCCCGUCGCGCUGUCCGUCUGCAUGAACAUGUGCGCACUGGAGAUACACCUCCACGAGACGGCCGUCCAAGAAGUCGAGAGGCAGAAACUACCAGCGAGCAUGGCGUUGGAGAGCCAGCAACAGUGCACGCGAGCUGCGGAGAAGGUAUUCCAAGUCACGCAGCACAUGUUACCUCGCCGAGGAUCACAGGGUGACUACCUCCAUUUACAAUCGACAUUUGUCGCCUGGCCGAUCUCUAUGGCCAUCAAGGUCUUGGGGCGAGACGGCCCCUUACAACAACAGCAUGCCGAGCAGAAGAGCCUUAUCGACAAGCUGGUCGUGUUGGUGAAUGGACUCGACAGGGUUGAGGCUCAAGAAGGAUACUGGCAUGCUACAGUGCAAGACGUGGUGGCAGAAGUCUCUUGGAGGGCCCAGUGA
Messenger RNA from Thyridium curvatum, 1923 nucleotides. RefSeq lists its product as uncharacterized. The record is from RefSeq and is a predicted model, not a curated record. Gene Ontology annotation, molecular function: DNA binding; DNA-binding transcription factor activity, RNA polymerase II-specific; zinc ion binding. Gene Ontology annotation, cellular component: nucleus. NCBI's taxonomy places the organism in Eukaryota, Fungi, Ascomycota, Sordariomycetes, Thyridiales, Thyridiaceae. Gene Ontology annotation, biological process: DNA-templated transcription; regulation of DNA-templated transcription. The coding region runs from base 1 to 1923 and encodes 640 amino acids. The transcript has 6 exons.